ACUUUUCAUUUCUCUUGCAUGCUCUCAAUAUUCCCUCUUUUCGUGCCUAUAUAUAUCAUAUCAAAACACAGUAACCAUAACCCUAGCUAGUAGUAGUACCAGUAUAGUAGUAGUAGUGGUACUUUUGUUGUUUGUAACUUUGUGUGGUGAAGAGAGCAGCAAAAAACUUUUGUGUGGUGAAGAAAAAAAUCAUGUGGAUGAUGGGCUAUAACGACGGAGCUGAGCUGAACCUGCACGACUCAUUCAACAGUACUACUCGGAAGGUUCGUCCUCUCAUUCCAAGGCCUUUGCCUUCUACUAACAACACUCCAACUUCAAACCCUCCAUGCUUAAGCCGUAUUCAGGGCUCUGCCGAUUUCUUUGCUCAAUAUCACCAUCUGGCGACUGUGGCUGAGCAAAACAAGAGAGAGUUUAAUACAAGUCCACAAGUGGUGGUGAGCUCACGGUGGAAUCCGACGCCGGAGCAGCUGAGGGCUCUGGAAGAUCUCUACCGGCGAGGGACUCGGACGCCGUCGGCUGAGCAAAUUCAGCACAUCACGGCUCAGCUUCGGAGAUAUGGAAAGAUUGAAGGGAAGAACGUGUUUUAUUGGUUUCAAAAUCAUAAGGCCAGAGAGAGGCAGAAGCGCCGCCGUCAGAUGGAAUCAACUCCAGAGGAUCGAGAGCUCGACAUGCCCGAAAAGAAUAAAGAAUUAGGAGCAAGUAGGACAGUGUUUGAAGUUGAACAGACCAAGAACUGGGCACCCCCUACGAACUGCAGUACUCUUGCAGAGGAAUCUCAUGUUUCAAUACAAAGGGCAGCAGGAGCAGCAAAAGCAGGAGUAGUGGGCCAGGGUGCAGAGUCAUGUAUAAGGACAGAUGGGUGGAUCCAAUUGGGAGAAGGGGAAUUGCACUUGCAGCAUAAAAGGAACAACUUUGUUGAAAGGAAUGCCACGUGGCAGAUGAUGCAGUUGUCUUGUCCUCAUCCCCAUACUUCUCUUCCGACCAACCUCCCUAAUAUUACUAACACCACCACCACUACUACUACAACAACAAGAAGAAGCAGAACAACAGCCUCAGUUAUCAGCUCAACAAUGGACCAAAGGCUCCUUAAGACCUCUACAAAUGAUCUAAGCAUCUUCAUCACGCCAGCUUACAGAUCAGAGAAUGGCCUUAUUAAUAAUGGUUAUAACUACUUAAGCAGUUCUAAAGUCAACUCUGAAGAAGAAGAUUACAAUAAUAAUUGCAGUGAGGAAUCCCAAACCCUUGAACUAUUUCCACUUAGAAGUGGAGAUGACAAUGGAAGUGAGAAAGAGGGUCAAAUUUUAUCGGUUUCGGCCAUGAACGCAGGCGUCAUGACAAUGCCUUCCCAGUUCUUCGAGUUCCUUCCAUUGAAGAACUGAUCUAGCUGAUCAGCAAACGUUUGUAGUAUCGUUGGAAAACGUGACCUUUUUUAUAUUUAUAUUUAUAUCUUUUGUUGUUUUCGUUUUGAUGUUUACAUUUCGUGGAAGUGGUGACAAUGGUAUAUGUGGGAAUGAAAAAGAAGGGUUUGCCUUAAAAUGCAUUUGGACCAUGUUGGUGGAACAUAUCAAUGAAAAAGCUAAUAUGUUAAAGCAUAUUACGC
Messenger RNA from Morus notabilis, 1600 nucleotides. RefSeq names its product WUSCHEL-related homeobox 1. Gene Ontology annotation, molecular function: DNA-binding transcription factor activity; DNA binding. The transcript has 4 exons. NCBI's taxonomy places the organism in Eukaryota, Viridiplantae, Streptophyta, Magnoliopsida, Rosales, Moraceae. Gene Ontology annotation, biological process: plant organ development. The record is from RefSeq and is a predicted model, not a curated record. The coding region runs from base 192 to 1379 and encodes 395 amino acids.